AUGGGAUUAGGAAUGGAAAAGUGCUGCUGUUUUAUUCCAUUACGAUCAGGUACACUGAUCAUCUCAAUCUGGUUCUUUAUCGUAUAUUCGUUUGACAUUAUUGCUUGCUUCACGCGUGUCAAUGCCUUUGCCCUUUAUGCUGCUCAAUCUGCCUGGCUGUGGCUUGAUAUAUACCUAAUACUGAGCUUUUUUGCCGUACUAAGUGGUCUGAUAGGUGUCUUUGGACUUUGUUUAAGCAUGGUCUCGAUUAUCCUCAUCCUGACCCACCGAGAUACAAUUAUCCGAACUUGUCUGAGAUCAGGGAUCAUCAGUUAUUCAAACCCAAUGGAGCUGCUUCAGCCAGCAAAUAUUACAGAAAGUUCAUUUUAUUCGCCUGUUCAGUAUCCACGAACUCUUAAUGCACAUGCAGAAAGCCUGAAUGAAUGUCGGACUGGUAUUGGACAUUUAAUUAAUCUUUUCAUAGUCCUUGUAGUGCUAUUCAGUUUUCUUCAGAUCUAUUUUGGAUUUGUAGUUCGUGCUUAUGCAGGGCGUCUUACUAAAGGUGCUCGACACCAUAGAUUACAUGAUCAGCAAAUCAAAGAUUUCGAGGAUUCCAGAAACCAUAUGUCGACCUUAUAUUAA
Messenger RNA from Phycomyces blakesleeanus NRRL 1555(-), 621 nucleotides. RefSeq lists its product as hypothetical. Lineage: Eukaryota; Fungi; Mucoromycota; Mucoromycetes; Mucorales; Phycomycetaceae. The transcript has 5 exons. The coding region runs from base 1 to 621 and encodes 206 amino acids. The record is from RefSeq and is a predicted model, not a curated record.